AUGUCACGGAGCAGCCAUUGUGACCUAGGGGGCCAGGACCGGGUCAGGCCAGGCCAGGCUCAGACCGUGGGUCAGUGCGACCUGAGUCGGCAGAGGAGAGUGUGGAAGACAAAGCCCAGCGCUGACUGGGCAGGGACUCCGAGCGCUCACUGUCGACGCGUGCCAUGUCCAAAAGGAAGCAGAAGACCUCCAACCCGGAGGUUGAAGUUUUUUGCUGACGGCCUUUACGAACACACUGCCGGACAGAGGGCGGUUCUGCAGAUCCCCCUUGAUGCCAUCAGAUGCGCAAUCGAGGAGGCAGAGCAGAAGCACUGCUUCGUUUGUGGAGACAAGGGGGCCUCCAUCUACUGCGCAGAGACAGGCUGUGAACGCAGCUUUCAUCUGCCCUGUGCCACGGAUGGGGAAUGUGUCACGCAGUUCUUUGGGCAGCACAGGUCCUUCUGCUGUGAGCACCGCCCUCAGCAGGCCGUGGAGGCAGCUCCAGAGCAAGACACAAACUGCGUCAUCUGCCUGGAGCCCGUGGGGGACAAAAAGUCCUACCACACCAUGGUGUGCCCGGUGUGCACACAGGCCUGGUUUCACCGGAGCUGCAUCCAGGUAGGAGCCCUCCGCCCUUGCUCUGCAGUCACAGCAGGUGCUCAGCUGCACCAGGCCCCGCUCACACUCUGGCUGCUUGUGUUACCGCUGCAGGGACAGGGCAUGAGCGCUGGCAUUCUGCGCUUCCGAUGUCCCGUCUGCAAAGACAGGAUGCAAUUCCGGAAAGAAAUGCAUCUCCUCGGGAUCCAAAUCCCAGCCAGAAGACCAACAUGGGAGGACAAGGAGAGCUAUGAAACUCUGCACAAGAAACACCAGCGCUGUGAUGUUGGCGAGUGCCUUCACACAGAAGGCAGGGAGCAAGCAGAGAAACACGGGCCCUGGGAGCUGCUCCUGUGCACCUCGUGUGCUGCGCAAGGCACCCACCGGCUCUGCUCUAAUUUGAGCAACAGCCUGAGCAGCUGGGAGUGUGACAGCUGUGCUGGCGUGGGCACAGAAGACGUUCCAGUGUUCUGCAGCGAGGGCAGAACCAAGAUCGAAGCCGUUCCCCAUGGGAUCGUCGGCCUUCCAAUUCCCAAAGACAGUCGGGAGGAAGCCUCAGCCCCCGUUCCAGGCAGCAGCGGCCAUCUCAGGCACGAUGCCCCUCCCGGGACCAGCCCUGAAGAUCCUGCAGGAGCAGCCAUGGACCAGAGGGAAAAAAAAGAAGCGUUAAUGGCUUACGAGCUGGUGUGGCACGGCCCCGUGACUAUAGAGGCAACGGACUCGUGGGCCCCAGGAGAAGCAUACGGAGAUUGCAGACGGGUCUACAAAAACUGCAAAGCAGCGGCAACCAUCUGA
This is a messenger RNA of Lagopus leucura (white-tailed ptarmigan), 1371 nucleotides long. Its product is annotated as G2/M phase-specific E3 ubiquitin-protein ligase-like. The record is from RefSeq and is a predicted model, not a curated record. Gene Ontology annotation, cellular component: nucleus. Lineage: Eukaryota; Metazoa; Chordata; Aves; Galliformes; Phasianidae.